UCCAUGUCGCUUUUGCAUUCCGAGCCUAGCGCCUGUGAGGGCCAGUUUGACGGCGCCGCCGUCGACUUCACCUAUGCCGGUGGCCGCGGAGAGCUCGGGCUGCGGUACCGCGCGAACGGCUCCACCGAGGCCAUCGACGGCCAGAGCAUCAUCGCCUGCAUUGCCGACGGCGACGAGCACGCGCUGCUGUACGUCGACGCGCCAACCGACGCCCAAGCCCUGCCCGCCUUCAAGUCUGCCCGCGCCCGCAACCUGCCCCCCGCCUUUGUCGCCGACAACCUCCUCCGCCAGAAGCCCGUCGCGACCCCCGACGCCGGCAUCCAUGUCGUCGUCUCUACCAAGUCCGGCACCUGCCUCGCCGAGCAAUUCUACAACGACGCGCUCGUGCCGCUACUGCGCGCGCUUGGCCUGCAAGAGGACCUCGACUACGCCGUCCACCGCACCCGGUCCGCAAAUACCGUCACCGAGCUGACGCGCGACAUCUUCCUCCCCGCCGCCAACGACGGCGUGACCCAGCGCAUUAUUGUCCUGGCGGGCGAUGGCGGCAUCCUAGACAUCACGAACGGCUUGCUGGCGGGUGCUCGGAGUGAGCGCUUCGUCCCGCCCGCUGUCGCCCUGCUGCCCGUGGGGACGGGAAACGCGCUGGCGCACUCGUCAGGCGUGACGGACGACAAUACAUGGGGACUAGCGACGCUUGCGCGGGGAGAGACCGCCGCCCUGCCUUUGUUGCGGGCGACCUUCUCGCCCGGCGCGCGGCUGCUGGUCGACGAGGGCAGCAGGGAAGAGGAAUUGCCACUGCGCGACUUGGACGGCAGGCCGAUCGUGUACGGCGCGGUGGUGUGCAGCUGGGGCAUGCACGCCGGCUUGGUCGCCGACAGCGACACGGCCGAGUACCGCAAGUACGGCGUGGAGCGGUUCCAGAUGGCAGCCAAAGAGGCGCUAUACCCAGCUGACGGCGGCGAGCCGCACCACUAUCGCGGCAAGGUGUCGCUGCUCAAGGUGAGCGAGGGCCUGGACAGCUGGACGCCGCUGGAGCGGCGCGAGCAUGCCUACGUGCUGGCGACGCUGGUGUCACGGCUGGAGAAGACGUUUAUGAUAUCGCCGUCGUCGGCGCCGCUGGGCGGGGAGUUGCGGCUGGUGCAUUUCGGGCCCAUGGCGGGCGACGAGGUGAUGCGCGUCAUGGGUCUGGCGUAUCAGGGCGGCAAGCACGUCGACGAGCCGGCCGUGGGGUACGAGGCGGUGGAUGGGGUGCGGAUUGAUUUCGAGGGCGCGGAAGAGGAGGCGCGUUGGCGGCGGAUCUGCGUGGAUGGGAAGAUAGUGCGGGUGGAGAAAUCUGGGUGGGUGGAGAUGCGACGGGAAAGGGCUCAGGUGGUGGAGCUGGUGAGAGACACGUAGUUGUAGAAAGUUGAAGCGCGACGCGACAAGACAGCGCAUGUGACGCAAUCGAGCAGGCGAGCUAGCUGACACGGGGCGCGUGACGGAUCCUGCAGAAGCACAAAAGGUGAAUGGAUAGGAGCAGGAGUAGAGGUAGGAGUAGCGGGAAAUAGAUA
This is a messenger RNA of Aplosporella prunicola CBS 121167, 1550 nucleotides long. RefSeq lists its product as uncharacterized. The record is from RefSeq and is a predicted model, not a curated record. NCBI's taxonomy places the organism in Eukaryota, Fungi, Ascomycota, Dothideomycetes, Botryosphaeriales, Aplosporellaceae. Gene Ontology annotation, cellular component: intracellular membrane-bounded organelle; cytoplasm; membrane. The transcript has a single exon. The coding region runs from base 4 to 1395 and encodes 463 amino acids. Gene Ontology annotation, biological process: sphingosine biosynthetic process.